Molecule: messenger RNA, 2470 nt
Organism: Rhizopus microsporus ATCC 52813
Lineage: Eukaryota; Fungi; Mucoromycota; Mucoromycetes; Mucorales; Rhizopodaceae
Product: ankyrin
Exons: 6
Coding region: 123-2378 (751 amino acids)
Biological process (GO): early endosome to late endosome transport
Cellular component (GO): transport vesicle; plasma membrane; early endosome
Molecular function (GO): guanyl-nucleotide exchange factor activity; SNARE binding
Source: RefSeq, a predicted model, not a curated record
CUACAUUAAUUGAAAAAAAGAGAAAGAGAAAAAAAUAAAUAAAUUGAAAUUGGUGCUAGAACAACGACACAUAAACCUUGAUUGUUGUAGCUACGUAAAAUUUCCUGUAACUCAUACUUUUUAUGGAAACAGCUGCUUUAAAAUAUGAUUUAUUUUUUUUUAAAAAAAGCUCCAUAUUACGCAUUAUAUCCGUUCUUUCUUUUUCUAUAUUUUAUUUAUCUUUUUACAUGUUGAAAUCUAUUUUAAAUGAUUCAAGAUUAACCAAGGAAGGAGUAUUUUCAAUUGUUCUUUUACCACCUUAUUCAGAUGAACCUUACACCUUUGAUUAUUUGGCUCGUCAUGUCGUUCAUGUCUCCUUCUUGGAGCCAACAGGAGAUAACGGAACCAGCACACCAUUAGAGAAGAAGGAAGAGAAGGAACAGUGGCUAACUACUAUAUCAGGAAAUACAUUGAGAUCCAGCCACGGGUGUAUCAUUGCCACUUGUAAUAGUACCUACAUUAGAGCAAACAUUGUAUAUACCAGACUACUGCAUAACAACAAUGGACAAUGUACGCAUUUAUUACUCUAUCUGGAUAAGGAUAUCAUGAUAGAUCAUAAUGCACAUGUAAAUAAGACUCAUAACUCACAUGCAUUUAAGACAAUGAUUCGAGAAUUACGACAUAAAGAUGAUAUUAUACCUAUUAUAGAUUCACUUGUCCUAAACUUUUGUGAAACAUCUGUAAGCUGUAAUUCAUUGACAAGUCUGCACAGCUGCAUGAAAGAUACCUUGAAGGCGGGAUACCAUAUAAUUCAAUCCUCACGAUCAAUCACCAAGACAGAUGCGAUCUAUGCAGCAUUUGAGAAUUACAUUAUGGAAGAGACAUAUGAUGCUGCGUUCUUCAAGAUAGCCCAAUUAUUAUUUGACGAGGACAGAAAGUUGACAUCCGCACUAGAUGAAUUACAAUAUUUAGAUUUUACACAGAUUGGAUUACCAACGUACAUUAAAGAUGAAAGGAGACAGGUACAGCGAGCGACAGUCAUAUUUGAAAAGAUUGGGUCAUUCAGAACACCGUCUGAUAAGUUGGAUUGUUUACUACAUACGAUAUCUGAAUUGACAGGUCAAGAUGAAUACUCUGUGGGCACAGAUGCUCUAGUUCCUCUGCUUUUGAUGACCUUGAUCAGAAGUAAAGUACCACACCUCACCGCCAAUUUAGUCUAUAUGAAGGAUUACAACUUUGAAAGGGAUAUCACAACCGGCCGUUGUGGUUACGCACUCAGCACACUAGAAGCAGUACUAGACUACAUACUAAGCUCAACUAUAUCAGAACUUUCUUGUCAGAAUGAAAUUCUGUGGCGACUUAUCAUGUUGGGGGAAUUAGAAAGCUUCAAGAGAUAUUAUUCGGCAGGAUCAUUCCAACGUCGCGAUAAAGAUGGAAAUAAUGCACUCUUACUAGCCUGUAUGCACGGGCAAGCUGACAUACUCGAAUACAUUAUAACACAGGAAGGGAUAAAAGAGACAGAUAUAAACGAUACCAACAUGACGCCCUUGAUGUAUGCAGUCAAGAGUAAAUCACACCGCACCGUCGAUAUUUUGCUGCAGCAUGCACAGGUACUAUCCACACUGAAUCAACGCGAUGAAUAUGGGUACACAGCCAUACUGCACACAUCCAGCACAAACGACCUUGCUAUGCUCAUACGCUUGGUGCCCCAUAUUGAUACAGAGAAACAACUAGUGAAUGACUGUACAGGCGAUUCGAUAUUACACAUUGCUGCUUUGAACCACUGUUCUACAGACUUUAUAUUUUACUUGCUCGAUAUCUGUCAACAACUGAAUAUGCAACACUUGGUUCACUGGAAAAACAAGCAAGGCCAAACAUUUUACCAUGUUUGCAGAGACCAUACCCUGAUCAAAUCGCUACUCUGUCAAAACCGAAUCGACCUGGAUUAUAUCUUUAAAGAUACUGACAAGUUGGGUCAAUGUCCGCUUAUGACCUGGGCAUCUCUCGGUCGACUCGAUCUACUUGAAUUAUUUGUGGGUCGAAUGGACAAUCAGCAGAUUCAAGCAGCGGAUCAUGACGGAAGGACGAUAUUACAUCUACUUGCAUUACGACUUCGCAAAGGACUCACCAUGGGAGAGAAAAGCCUCGACUUUAUUGUGGAGCAGUUUAAACAUUUAAUUCAUGCUCGAGAUUGGCCAAAUGGUAAUACGGCUUUACAUCUCGCAGUCGAAACAGCCGUACUAGCUAAUACAAAGAAUACUAUCACAUUCAUCAAGGCAGUCCAUCGUCAUGGAGGACAGCUGGAUGUCAUGAAUAGUCGUGGAGAGCAACCAGUAGAUAUGAGUCGAGUUUCAGAAGUAACAUUAUUUCUUGAUGGUAUCGUAUGGACCACUUUAUAAUAUAUAUGCACACAAAUAAUAAUAUACAUAUAUAGAGUUCAUACUGAACACAAGCUUUGAUUGUUCGCCUAAGCGUUAUUCCACUUUAGGCU